AUGACAAAUAAAAGAACUCAUAUAAUAAGUGACAAAAUUACUGAGAAGAGUACUUAUAUAGUUAUAACUGAUGAAGCUAUUGACAAUUCAAAAAUCAACUUGGAAGGACAGCAAUUGAAAUUUGAAAGUGCUUAUAUAAUAAUAAAUGAUGAAGCCACUAAUGAACCAAAAAGUAAAAUUAACUUGGAAGAAUAUUUGUUAGAUUAA
This is a messenger RNA of Scutellospora calospora, 207 nucleotides long. The record is from the annotation of a GenBank genome assembly. NCBI's taxonomy places the organism in Eukaryota, Fungi, Glomeromycota, Glomeromycetes, Diversisporales, Gigasporaceae.